Messenger RNA from Aspergillus clavatus NRRL 1, 1923 nucleotides. RefSeq names its product putative bZIP transcription factor. The record is from RefSeq and is a predicted model, not a curated record. The transcript has 2 exons. Gene Ontology annotation, molecular function: DNA binding; DNA-binding transcription factor activity. Lineage: Eukaryota; Fungi; Ascomycota; Eurotiomycetes; Eurotiales; Aspergillaceae. Gene Ontology annotation, biological process: regulation of DNA-templated transcription. Bases 1 to 1923 code for a protein of 640 amino acids.
AUGGCGAGAUAUUCUCAACCUUCUUUUGAUUUUUACCAACAACCCACAUCCACUCUCGAGACAAAAUCCUCAUAUCCGGAAGAAGACGAGAUGAGUGUAUUAGAUGACAAGAUCCUGGACUCAACCUCUCCCGAGCUGUCUUCCAUUCCCGAUCACCGCCGUACUUCAUAUGAUCAUGCGCCAGAGGCUUUUUCGCAUCGGGAUUCCGUCUGGUCUGAGUUCUCGCACCCUGUCUCCAGCAACCAGUCCCGUCACAACUCCCAAGUUGGCCAUGGCCUCUAUGAUUCCAAUCCCACUUUCAUGCCAGUGGAUGGCGUCCAUCCUGCUUCAGCUUACGGUCAUCAUGCGCCCUGGUCCCUGUCGAGAGACUCUGGCUCAUGUACCCCGACUGCCAUGUACGAGCAAUUUCACCCGGACCUGGAGCACAGCUCAUCUGCACCCUUCUCCGGCGGGGCCGUGGGUCCAGUAAGCGCCAUCAACAUUGCGUCCAUGUCCUACCGGCCUGGCAUGACCUUUGCGCCCCCGGGUGCAAUUGCAAUGUCUCCGCAGUCCAGUCAGGGCUGGAUGCCGGCGUCUACGGACAUGCCUGACGCCAUGUCGCGUCCCACCAAGAGCCCGACCUACCGCAAUAGCUCGCCUCUGAGUAUCCGACGGGAUGGGAUCCGGAAGAAGAACGCUCGCUUCGAAAUUCCUGCUGAGCGGACAUUGAGCAACAUUGAUCACCUCAUCAGUCAAUCCACGAACGAGGAGGAGAUCAAGGAAUUAAAGCAACAGAAACGCCUGCUGAGAAACCGUCAAGCUGCUUUGGACUCGCGUCAACGGAAGAAGCUGCACACCGAGAAGCUCGAGGAGGAAAAGAAACAUUUCACCCAAAUGAUCAACGAUCUCGAGGAAGCGCUGCAGAACAUGAAGCUGCGCGAGUCUGAGCUCCUUCGUGAGAAGAGCGAGUGGAUAGCUGCUCAACAGCAGAUCAACCAGUACAUCGAGGGCCUACACAUGGAUAAGGACGAGGUGAUCCGGGUGCACACCUUGGAAACGGCUGAACUCCGGAAGAAGAACAACAUCCUCAAGGAGACCGUGGAGAAACUGGAGAGGCAGGUGAAAUCGUCCGCCGCCUCCAAUCUCAGCACAGACUUCUCCGACUUUGAGAGCCUGACCAUGGACAACUCCUGGGAAGACUUUACUAUGACGAACGGCCUGCCCCUCGAUCCCGAGUCUGCUCCUGCCAGCUCGAUGCAGUCAUCCGCUAUGGUGUUGCCCACAAAUGACCGGGCUGCCGAAAAGAACGCUGCCACCGCCGACUAUCCUUUCAGCUGGAAUGCUUUCUACAUGUGUCUGCUCGUUGGUGCCUUCAUUGCGUCCAACAACUCAGCGCUCUCUGCUCGUGCUAUCCCCCAGCUGUCAGAGGACUAUCGUAAUGAAUCUGCCAAUGUCCUCAAGGCUGUUCUGGCUGCCUCGCCACCAGAGCUUGCGCAGAUGACGAACCAACCCGUGGUGGCCUCCGCAUCGGCUGGCCCUAUGCCAACGACCAUCACAGGGUCGGAGAUGGCCCAAAUGACCUCCGGCGCUGCUCAUCCGUCCAACCUUGACGAACUCCACAACACCCUCGCGAUGCCGACCAAAGAGCAAGAACAGGAGCAAGUCUUUUCGCUGAACGCUGAACAGUACAAUGCCUUGACGACGUUCGACGAGACCAAUGUCGACUACAAGUCUCAGCCUUCGAAUUUGCAGCAGGCCUUGGCUGCCAUGCGGAACAAUGCCGCUCAGAACAAGCUUCCCAACAAGGCCUCAUCUGAUGUCUAUACCAGAUCGCUGAUGUGGGAUCGAGUUCCUGAGAAGGUGAUCCGGGAUUUCCAGCGCAUGGUCCAGGAGUACGGCGCUUCUCCCGUCAAGGAAGAGCAAUCCGGCUUUGCUCAGUCCUGA